This is a messenger RNA of Mesorhabditis spiculigera, 672 nucleotides long. NCBI's taxonomy places the organism in Eukaryota, Metazoa, Nematoda, Chromadorea, Rhabditida, Rhabditidae. The record is from the annotation of a GenBank genome assembly.
AUGGACAAGGAUGACGGGAAAGAUGACACCCAGGAAGAUUUCUGGAUGAUGGUCAUCGGACAGCGCGUGGGGGCGAUUUGGCAGCUGUGCGGCUUCGUGGAAACGGGAAAGCACAAGUGCGCCAAGUACUGGACCGAUGGCAAGCGGAUCGGCAACUACACGAUCAAAAUAGUGGAAGAGUAUGACCUGCAAUGGCAGUGGUGCAACUCGAAGGCCGUGGUUCGCGUCUCGCGCAUCCAUAUCAUGAGGGGUACCAAGCUGGUGCACGAGGUGACGCACUACUACUGGAUAGACUGGGAGGAUCGCGGUGUGCCAUGCCCCGAUCUGGGAAUCGUCGAGCUGAUGGAGAUCAUCCUAGCUGCAACCAAGGGGCCGAUCGUCAUCCAUUGUUCGGCUGGGGUUGGGCGCACCGGGGUGGUCGUCCUUGUCCAGUACAUCAUCGAUGCCCUCAAACUGGGAAAGUGGAUCGACAACGUGCUCGAGCUGGUCAAGGAGUUGCGCCGGCAGCGGGCCAGAUUCGUGCAGACGCCCGAGCAGUACCUCUUCGUGCACGUCGUCCUUCUCCUGCUCUAUCGCCGGAUGGGAUUGCUGGACGAGACGUUCGAUGAUCAGAUCCGUGAAUUUAUUGCCGCCUGCCAGCUGCUGCCGGAGCUGAAACCCGUCAAGAAAAAC